AUGUUGCGCUCAGACAGCCGUGUUAAAUCAUCCCCCAUCGCCUGGCCUCAGGUCGCAGCAGCCCAAGACGGAUUGCUACGACUUUUGGCUCAAAGACCACAAUCACGCGGCGUUGGACAAGCCAACAGUGCAACUCCACAACCCGUCAUUCCAGCCGAGACUGGUAGGGUGCGGGAGGGUGACCCGGCGACAGAUGUCGUUGAAUGGAUAGACUAG
Messenger RNA from Alternaria arborescens, 216 nucleotides. RefSeq lists its product as hypothetical. Lineage: Eukaryota; Fungi; Ascomycota; Dothideomycetes; Pleosporales; Pleosporaceae. The coding region runs from base 1 to 216 and encodes 71 amino acids. The record is from RefSeq and is a predicted model, not a curated record. The transcript has a single exon.